Molecule: messenger RNA, 1918 nt
Organism: Ectocarpus siliculosus
Lineage: Eukaryota; Phaeophyceae; Ectocarpales; Ectocarpaceae
Source: the annotation of a GenBank genome assembly
AUGCGGCGGCGGCGGCGGCGUCGGGGGCUCCGCGGCUCUCGGGACCGUCGCAGCGCUAGGAGCAGCGGCAGCGAUGUCGGCGGCUGUAGGGACGGCGCUCGUUGUCGCCGAGGGCGGCGCGGAGCGGCGGCGGCGGUGGCGGCGGCGCGCGGCGGCGGCGGCGGCGGCGGCGGCGGCGGGGGACCCACAGAGACCGGCGGCGGGGCUUGGGGCAGACGAGGGAUGUCGCAGGGGAAGUACUAUGGGCUCAAGCAGGGGGACGCCGGGGCCGGGGAGACAGUCCAGGGAGAGGAUGACAAGUUCUUCGACCCUGACUACGAGUACCUCAUGGUGGUAGGGGGUAGCUCCAACAAGCAGCUCGCCAACGAGAUCGCGGAGGAGAUGGGGCUCAAGUGCGGCGCGGUGACGCUCGGGCGGUAUGCGGACGGCGAGGUCAUGGUUCAGCUGGAUGAACACGUGCGAGGGAAAGACGUGUACAUCGUCCAGAGCGGGCAGAAGCCGGUGAACGACAACCUGAUCGAGCUGCUGCUGAUGGUGUCCACGAUGCAGAGAGCUUCCGCGAAGAGGGUCACCGCCGUCAUCCCGUUGAGUGUACCCGCCGCCGAUGUCGGGCGAUUGCUGGAGGUGAUGGGCGUAGACCGCGUGAUCGCGGUGGACCUAGAGAGGCCCGGCACCGGUUCGGGCGGCGCAUUCCUCGGCCCCGGUAUCCCCGUCGAGACGCUGCUGACGACCAACAUCUUCCCGAGCUCCGGGCUGGUGAAGAAAGCCAUCCAGUUCAAGAGAAAACUGCGAGAGUACGUGGACGACGUUAGGGUGCAGACCUUCCUGCACGCAAGGCCCAACUCUGGGCCAGUCGACGUCUCCUCCAACGAGUUGAUGGGCAACAUCGGCGAGGUCAAGGGCCGCGAUGUGGUGAUCGUGGACGAGCUGAUCGACACGGGGGGCACGCUCGGGGCGCUCCCGCGCAGGCUCAAGAAGGCCGGCGCCAUGAACAUCUACGUCUGCUCGUCGCACGGGCUGUUCAACGCCAACGCCGUGGCCAUCCUGGAAGAGUCCCCCGUCGACACGGUGUUCGUGACCAACUCGGUCCCUCUGCCCGAGGGCUGCAAGUCCAAGAAAAUCGAGCAGUUGCACAUCGGGCGGUACCUGGCUCGGAUGAUCUUCGCCGAGCACGUGCGGUCCGCAGACCUGUUCAAGGAGGACGACAUCGUGUUCGAAUAACCAAAUCGGGGGAGUUUUGUUUUUUUUGUGAGACUCGGAUCUGAUAAAUAGGCUUCGAAAGCACAGCGGCAGUAACGGGUUAGUCGACCCCUGAGAUUGCGACGGGAGCGGAGACCACACCGGAUCGGCGGCUCGAAGCAGUGAGGAUUCUUCGACUGGAUCGAUUGACCGGUUUGGAUCAAGGGGAGAAUGAGACAGAAGGGUGCAACGCCAACGAGAAUGGAAUACGAGAACCAGAACAAAGUCGGGGAGCGGGGAAUCGAGGGGAGAAUGGGGCAACGCCAACGGGAACGGAAUGCGAGAACGAGAGCGAAUGUCGAGAACGAAUUUCGAGAACCAGAACGGAGAGCGGGGUAUUGCGGGACAACGCAGGGAAGAGAUCAGACACAAGAGCGGCUUUGAAGGGGGAGAAGGGUGGACGACGCACCAAGUUGGGGCCGUCGAAAUCGCCAAAUAUGUGACAUGGGCAACGAAUAACACGAUAUGUCAAAUAACACGGAACGUUUUUGCUGCGUGUAUCCGUGCGAUCUUGUCUACGAGUAGUGCGUUUUAUUGCAGUAGUGUUUUGUGUCCGGUGUACAGGCGGAGGAGGGGGGCGGGAGCUGAAGAACACAACUGAAAGGGAGAACAAUCAUUUUUUUUACUUGGAUCAACCGAGAAACCAGGGUAAUCUCUGCAGAAGGGAAGCUGUGGGGCA